Molecule: messenger RNA, 7165 nt
Organism: Neogale vison (American mink)
Lineage: Eukaryota; Metazoa; Chordata; Mammalia; Carnivora; Mustelidae
Gene: CCNT2
Product: cyclin T2
Exons: 5
Coding region: 2994-4763 (589 amino acids)
Biological process (GO): positive regulation of DNA-templated transcription, elongation; regulation of transcription by RNA polymerase II
Cellular component (GO): nucleus; cyclin/CDK positive transcription elongation factor complex
Molecular function (GO): cyclin-dependent protein serine/threonine kinase activator activity
Source: RefSeq, a predicted model, not a curated record
AUCUUUGAAACUUCUAAAUUAAGUGUUAAUGCUUUUUAUUAUUUGAAUGAGUUUUAUCAAAAUGGGGAAAUGUCAUUUUGAAGCAACAUCUUUUGGUGUGCUGCAUCUGCCUAUUGAUUUACUUCUGCAUGUGGUUCUACCUGGCAAAUUAGCAGCCUUUAAACUUAUAGGAGAAUCUCCUUUCACUGAAAAAUUAGAGGGCCUCCAAAUAUUAAGACUCUCUUCACCUCCCCAUUAGGCUAAGCCAGUCCCAUUUCAUUUAAUAUUUAAGAAGUUGGCUAUUGACACAUACACACAGAAAAUUUCUGGUCUGUCUGAAGCUUCCAUUGACUUCUAGAAAAGUUAUUACAGUUUAAGAAUUUGGAGACCAUCCUCAGAUCUUUCAGAUAAAAAUUGUCUUAGCAGAUUUGCCAUUUUGGAAAUACUUUCCCCAUGUUCAUUUGAGCAAAAUUGACUUAAUGCAUUCUUCAAAUUUCUUUAGUAUUACUAAAGUGCUCGCUUCGGCAGCACAUAUACUAGUAUUACUAAAAAUAAUUUCCUUUUUGUGUGUAAUGGGGAAAUACAUAGUAUGCUACAGACAGCAUGUAAUGUGCCUAUUAAACCUUUUAAAACAGGAGUAGGAACUUUUUGUAUUAUUUGCUUUAUGACUUAUAAAGUGUGUGGUAUACAUUUUUCUGCUCUUGUUAAUGAAUCCUACAUAUCUGUUCUUGUAUCCCUAGAAAUACUCUUUACACAGUUGCAUGUUGUUACACUAUUUCUUACUUCUACUUUCCUGUUUCCCAUUUGAAGUGUUAAUGUACUAAGAGCAACCACUUGGAACUUUCAUUGUACCUUUUUCUAUUACUUUUGAAAGUGAAAUUUUGCAGUUUCAUUCUUUUACCCCCAGACUUCUUUCCUUAGGUUUAUUCUAAACAAAAUGGGUAAGACUUUUAAAGGCUUUUCUUUGUUUUUUAGUGUUUUACCUGAAUAUUCUCACAUUUUAUUCAUUCUAAAUUGAAUUCCUAUACCUGGUAGGAUUUUAUUAUGUUAAUGGCUACAUUUAAAACAAACAAACCUGUUAUUACAGUGGCAUUGUUAAGAAAUGGACUUCUGAAAAUCCCAUUAAUAUUUUAUUAUUCUAAUAACUAGUACAUGUCAUGACUUGUAGAACAUAUUUAAUUAUGGUUCCUGUACUUCAUGGUUAUUGGAAUAUAAUCUAGAGCACAUUUUCAUCCCAGAAUUACAGUAUAGUCUAGAAUUUUAUUAGAUAACUAGUGUAUGUGUUUGGAUUAAGGGGAAAAAAGGCUUCAGAGUGGUUUUCCUGAAAACUUGAAAGAAUAAGCUAUUUUGUGAAAAUAAUGAGGAGCCAUGUAACUUUGCUUCAAGCCUAAUGAAAAAAGUUAAUGAAGAAAGAUAUUAGGUUAAAAUUCAUAGAGGUGCCUAGUAGGAGAUGAAACUAGAUUUUCAGCUUAGCAUCAUUGUGAAAUUUGAGUCCUGAUCUUUAAUCAGAGUUUAGUAGCUUUUGUACAUGUUGCUCUAUAUCUAAAGCUAGAGACACCAAGUCCAUUCAUUUACAGAGUUGGUUAGUAAGUUUUUAAAAAUUCAGAAAAACUACAAAUUUGAUGUUUUAUUCAAAGCAGAAUAUUUAAAUCUAAUUUUUUGUUGUUAAUGCUUAAAAUGUGACCGAUUCUUAAAUUUUAAUACAAAUCUUACAUAUGUUUAACUUCCGUUUUGUCUGACUAACAUUUCAGGUAACUGUAGUUUACAUCUUACUCCAUUUAAAAAUAUUCUUUUAUGUUUGCUGUCUGUUUUUCUUUGCUCUGUUAAAAUUUUCAGCUAACAAAAGAACAUUUUUCCUACAUACUUCCUCUAUUGUACACUGUUAAUAGGUUAUUGAAUUUUAGGUAUAUUCUGAGGUAAAAACUGCUAUGGCAAUUUAAAAUUAUUUUUACUUCCUUCUCUACAUAUUUUGAUUCUUUGGGGGUAUGAGGGGUGGUAAAUGAUUUGGUUUCUUUAAAGUUCUUCUCUCCCCCCCACCCCCUCUGGAGAGGAGAAAGUUGGUAUUAUGCUACUUUGCUGCAGAAUUGGCUAAUGUCAUUUUACAGGGACCUUUCAUUUCUGUGAUUUCUCCUUCCCUCCCCACCAGGAAAGAAUGCCAUACAUAAGUCACACUGCCUCCAAGACAUCUGAUGCUUUGACACUCUUCCUUAGCACAACUCUGCUAAGCCCAAAUCCCUUUUGUAUACCUUAUGUUCGUGAUCCACAUGGGGCAGCAGGGAUUACAGGUGCCAUGAAAAAAAUAGAGGGCAAAUGUGAGGCCUCUUAGAGAGGGGUGAGUUGAGGUGAACUGAUCAGAUCCUAGGUGAGCAGAGGGGAAAGGUGCAUCAAUGAUUAUGAAUGUAAUUGGGGGAAACGGGAAACUAAAGCAAAGAGUCCCUGUUGGGAAGAAUAAGAGAGCAGAUAAAGUGAGCGGGGGACUGUUUUCAAUUUCAAUGUCUUAAAAGCUAGUUGUUAAAAAUUGCUUUUCCUUUGGGGACCAGUGUUGGAGCAUCCUGAUUCCCUAGAGUACUUACAUCUUUUUCUAAAGUUGACAAUUGUAUUCUGUAAGAAAAAUACAUGCGGUGGAGUUUUCUGUAUCUAUGCCCUUAAGAUGUUUCUAGGUUGUUUAUUCCUUGUUGAUGCUUAGUAGCAUUAAAAAGCUCUCUUGAAUUUGGGGGGUGGAGGGUUUGUUUUCUUUUCUUUUCUUUGGAUGGAAGUACUUAAGCCAACUUAAAUAUGAUGACUGAGGAUUAAGUCUGGCAGGCACCUCUUUGUAUUUUGUAUUAGACUUCAAAAUCUUUUCUUCUUCUUCUUCUUCUUUUUUUUUUUUUUAAAUCCAGGAGAAUGCUUUAUUGCAACUUUUAGCUGACUAGAUGCUUAACUUAGUAACAAGUUUAGCCCUUGUAACUGGCUAGCUAAAAGCAAAUCGGCUUGUUUCUCAGAUCUUUGGGGGAUAGCAAGAAACAUUUGAGUGAAUGUUGUUGAAGAUUUUCAGUAGUAUAGAAAAUGAUGGCGCUCUUGUGAUAUUUGUAAGUACAAGCAAGGAUUUGGCACAGACAUCCUAUUUCAUGGCUACCAACAGUCUACACCUUACCACCUUCUGUCUUCAGUACAAACCAACAGUGAUAGCAUGUGUAUGUAUUCAUUUGGCUUGCAAAUGGUCCAAUUGGGAGAUUCCUGUGUCAACUGAUGGAAAACAUUGGUGGGAAUAUGUGGAUCCUACAGUUACUCUAGAAUUACUAGAUGAGCUAACACAUGAGUUUCUACAAAUAUUGGAGAAAACACCUAGUAGGUUGAAGAGGAUUCGAAACUGGAGGGCUAAUCAGGCGGCUAAGAAACCAAAAGUAGAUGGACAAGUUUCAGAAACUCCACUUCUUGGUUCAUCUUUGGUCCAGAAUUCCAUUUUAGUAGAUAGUGUUACUGGUGUGCCUACAAACCCAAGUUUUCAGAAACCAUCUACAUCAGCAUUCCCUGCACCAGUACCUCUAAAUUCAGGAAAUAUUUCUGUUCAGGACAGCCAUACAUCUGAUAAUUUGUCAAUGCUAGCAACAGGAAUGCCAAGUACCUCCUACAGUUUGUCGUCACACCAAGAAUGGCCUCAACAUCAAGAGUCAGCACGGACAGAACAGAUGUAUUCACAGAAACAAGAGACAUCUUUGUCUGGUACUCAAUACAACAUCAACUUCCAGCAGGGACCUUCCAUAUCGCUGCAUUCAGGAUUACAUCACAGACCUGACAAAAUUUCCGAUCAUUCAUCCAUGAAGCAAGAAUAUACUCAUAAAGCAGGGAGCAGUAAACACCAUGGGCCAAUUUCUGCUACUCCUGGAGUAAUUCCUCAGAAAAUGUCUUUAGAUAAAUAUAGAGAAAAACGUAAGCUAGAAACCCUUGAUUUGGAUGUAAGAGAUCAUUAUAUAGCUGCCCAAGUAGAACAGCAACACAAACAUGUGCAGUCACAGUCAGCCAGCAGCAGUUCUGUCACUUCUCCCAUUAAAAUGAAAAUUCCUAUCACAAGUACUGAAAAACCUGAAAAAUACACGGCAGAUAAGAAGGAAAAGAGUGGAUCGCUGAAAUUACGGAUUCCAAUACCACCCACUGAUAAGAGUGCUAGUAAAGAAGAACUGAAAAUGAAAAUAAAAGUUUCUUCCUCAGAAAGACACAGCUCUUCUGAUGAGGGCAGUGGGAAGAGCAAGCAUUCGAGCCCACAUAUUAGCAGAGACCAUAAGGAGAAGCACAAAGACCAUCCCUCAAACCGCCACCACCUCAGCAGUCACAAGCAUUCCCACUCACACAGUGGCAGCAGCAGCGGUGGCAGUAAACACAGUGCUGAUGGAAUACCGCCCACUGUUCUGAGGAGUCCUGUCGGCCUGAGCAGUGAUGGCAUUUCCUCUAGUUCCAGCUCUUCGAGGAAGAAGCUGCAUGUCAAUGAUGCAUCUCACAACCAUCACUCCAAAAUGAGCAAAAGUUCCAAAAGUUCAGGUAGUUCAUCUAGUUCUUCCUCCUCUGUUAAGCAGUAUAUACCCUCUCACAACUCUGUUUUUAACCAUCCCUUACCCCCUCCUCCCCCUGUCACAUACCAGGUGGGCUACGGACAUCUCAGCACCCUCGUGAAACUGGACAAGAAGCCAGUGGAGACCAACGGUCCUGAUGUCAAUCACGAGUACAGUACAAACAGCCAGCAUAUGGACUACAAAGACACAUUCGACAUGCUGGACUCGCUGUUAAGUGCCCAAGGAAUGAACAUGUAAUCAUUUGUUUAGGUCAAUUUUUCCUUUACUUUUUUAAUUUAAAAAUUGUUAGAAUGGAAAAUUUCCUCCUGAUCUAGCAGUGGUAACACCUGCUAUUGCUGCCACUGCAUCAAUAUUUGUAAGUGCUGCUUUAUUCUUCAUUCUGAAAAGAAGAGAUGAUAGUAAACAAGUCUUUAUCUCCACAUAUGAUAGUGUUAUAAAUACUGUAAAAGCAUGGAAGGUGCAAAACUCAGUAUUUCUACAAUUGCAGCUAAGAACAUUAGGAUGAAUGGCUGGCUGCUUCUAGGAAUAUAAGAUGCCUCAAGCAUUCAUUAUUUAUAAUUUGAAUACUGUAGCUAUUUUUUGUUUUUGCUUGGCUUUUGAAUGAGUGUAAAUUGUUUUCUUUUGUGUAUUUAUACUUGUAUGUAUGAUUUGCAUGUUUCAAUGAUAAAGGGAUAAAACAGUAUACUGACAACUGUUUACAAGAAAGUGGAGAAAAAUGUACAUACAUUUUUGUAUGUUUAGAUAUUACCAUAAAUACUCAGGAUUGGAGCUGCUUGUAAGUAUAACAAUAUAACUUUAUUUUAUCUUGUCAGAGUCCAUCACUAAUCUAAAACAAAGGUGGCACUUUUUCAUGUUAACCUUAAACUCUAGGCCUUACUGGAAGCCACUGAAGGGGGGGACACUUCACUACCAGAUGGAUAUGCAGUGCCACAGAUGGUCAUUUAUUUAUACUGUGAGGCACUGAACUUUUGCCUUCAGAGCUUCUGACCAGGUUGGCUGCUGAAAUAGCCCCUAAUUUUCUGAAGGCUUGAAGAGGAAAAAAUAAAGUUUACAUACUCUUGAUGUGAAGUGCAUUUGAAAUGUUUGUUGGCUUGUUGCAGUACUAUAAACACAGAGCUGUUAAUAAUGGUUAUGUAGAUUACUGUGAUUUGAAAACUAAAUCCACAAAACUUAUAUAGUGAAGAAUUAGUAGGUUUUUUUCUUAAUAAGGAACUUUAACACUACAUAUUUUAACAGUAAACAGGGAUUGCUUUUCCUUUAGUGUUCAGAAUGACACCAUAUUCUUAAACAUACUCCUCCGAUGAAGUGUGUUUGUGUGUGAUGCCAUAUUUCUUUUUCAGGUAAAUGCAGUCUUCCUUAUAGAAAUGAAAUUAAACCUGUUGUCUCUCAGUUCUUUUAUAUUCUAAAAAUAAAUAAAAAGAAAAGAUCACUGACUGUGCAUUGUACCUGUAUUUAUAGCUUAUGGUUGUUUUCAGGAAGCUCUGUGAGAAAAAGGGGUUAGCCUCCAAGUAAACUAGUGGAGGUUUUACAUUUGUUUGCACAUCUUAGAAUAUUCCUGUUGAGGUCAAGUUUGCACAGUCAUCUAACUUCUGAACAAACAAUAGACUUUAACUUGUUUAAAAUCUGUCUUAAACACCAGUAACGUGGCUCCGGUUUAUCAGCUAAUCUUGAAUUUAUUCUGUGGUAAAUCUUUGAGCUGUUGAGUGUCUUUAGAUGGGGUGAAUUCAACUUUCAUUGAACUGAAAACUGUCUUAAUUUUUUCUUCUAUGUAUAUGAAUUAUUUUUGUUACAAAGCCACUGAUAUGUGCACAAUUGUAAUUUUACUCAAGUAUGUUGCAGUUGUAAAUAUUAGAGAGUUUAAUCUCGUGCUCUACCUUUAUUUAGCGAUUACCUAAUUUGCCAGUAGCUUUAUAAUUUUUUUUUUAAGAUAACUGUUCAUUAUUUUGUCAAUGUUAUUUGAACUUAGGAUACUAGGAGCCUCUUUCUAGGGACUUUACCUAGGUAGCAUGUCCUAACAUUUGUUCUUUGUCUUGCAUAACUUUAGUAAUCUUUGUCAUUACAUGUAACUUUGUUGCUCUGUAUGGCAUAUUAUUGUAUCCAUAAACAUGGUAAUUUUGAUACAGUUAUACUUUUACAGUGGUACAUAAUCCGAGGACUAGUAUAGAAUUAAGCUGAGUGCAAGAUGAGGGCGGGGAAGGGUUUUGUUCUUGGUAAUUUAGAUGUGAAACCUCUAAGGAGCUAUCAUGUGAAACGACAUAGGGUGGUCGUGCUACUGUAUAAUUGGGGAUGAUAAUACCAGGAAUUUUAAUAAGAUUUUGUAAAGAAUAUCCAAAGUAGUGAACUUAUUUUCAGUAUGACAUAGAAAACAAUGUGAAUAUUUAAGGUCUGUGACUAUACUUAAACUUCACUAAGAAUUUGAAGAAUUGUUUUGAGAUGUGGGAAUAAAGGUAAUUUUGUUGAAUCUUUAUUGGUGCUAAUGAUGGACAGUUUAAAAGGUAGCUAGUAUAUAUUGUUAUGGGUCAGUACUUAUUAGUACUUCCAAAAUUGAAUUUGAAAUGCUAUGUAUUCACUUUUCACUCUGUAAAUGUAAUUCUUUACAAUGACUUUAUUUAUUAAAGGGCAGCCAGUUGUAAUUUGUA